Myzus persicae (green peach aphid) is the source of this 1315-nucleotide messenger RNA. RefSeq lists its product as uncharacterized. Lineage: Eukaryota; Metazoa; Arthropoda; Insecta; Hemiptera; Aphididae. Gene Ontology annotation, molecular function: protein binding. The transcript has 3 exons. The coding region runs from base 319 to 1083 and encodes 254 amino acids. The record is from RefSeq and is a predicted model, not a curated record.
UGUCGUUUACCACUUACGAACUUACGUAGAUUUAUACACAGCUAUACAAUCGAUUUUUAAUAUUAUAAUAUAAUUGUUGUACCAACAUACAUAGCAAUAGUUGAAUGCGUAAUGUUUGUAAUUUAAUAUGUAUACUGAACACAUUGCGUUGGACAAUCGUUAAAUAAUCGCUUAAGAGAUUAUGCAUUUAUUGUGAACAAUUAAUUUCAUAAAGAAAAAUUGCAUUUGUGAGAUUAAGGUAAACUCAAGAACUUAAUAGUAUUUUGAGAAGAGAAAACUUGCUAAACUUAGGCAUUGUUGGUUUAUACAAAAUAUACAAUGUUUGAUCUAAUCAAGCUGGCCUUUAUGGCUUGCAAUGACGAUGCAAAAGAAUGGUAUAACACUGUUCCCAGGAACAUCGUUAAAGUUGAUGUGAAAAAUUGUUGUAUAGAACUAAAGAAUGUUAUGGUAGAAAACCAUAUAAAUCCAUCAAAUACUGAAUUGUGUGCGGAUGCAGCAUUCAAUGGCCAUUAUGAUUGUUUAUCAUUUGCUCAUCGUUUAGGAUUUUUAUGGAAUGAAACAACAUGUGUGAGCGCUGCAUGUAACGGCCAAUUGGAUUGUUUGAAAUAUGCGGUUGAAAAUGGAUGUCCUGUUACCAAAGACGCAAUGAACAUUUCUGCAAAAAAAGGUUAUUUAGACUGUUUAAAAUACCUACAUACCAAGGAUGUAAUGUGGGACGAAUUUACAUGUUGUUAUGCGGCAGAAAACGGUCAUAUUGACUGUUUGAGAUAUCUUCAUGAAAAUGGGUGUCCAUGGAACGAACACGUAAGCUAUUGUGUUGCAUUGAAUGGUCAUCUUGAAUGCUUGAUAUACUCCCAUGAACAUGGAUGUCCAUGGAACGACCUAGUUACCUGCUUCACUGCAAUAAAGGGAUGUUUAAGCUGCAUGAUAUAUGCACAUGAAAACGAUUGUCCAUGGCAUGAAGAUACAGCCUUCUUCGCAGGAUUGGGAGGACACAUAGAUUGUUUAACAUAUGCCAUAGAAAAUGGUUGUGAGGUGAAUGACAAAAUACAUGAAAUGUUGUCUACAUUUGAUACAAAAUAACAAUUAAAUUAUCAGCUGAAGAAUAAUAUUAUAUUAAUUCCAACAGAUGACAGAUGUAUCUCAGAUCAGAAACAAUUAAGUUAUUUGUCUUCAAAAGAUUAUUUAAUUUUCGCCAUGUAUAUAGUUAGCUUAGUUAUAAGAAGAUGAAAGUGUUUAUAUUGUUAUCAUGUUAAAUUAACUUCUUAUUUGUUCCUAAUGGCAUUUACUUAUUAAAGUUUCUAUUCAUAUUUUU